UCGGAGUUGGAGAUGAGAACAUGACGCAAAAAGCGUGCCGCAGCCUCAUGCAGCUCAUGCUUCCCAGGUCCAAAGGUGACGGUGUUCUGAAGAAGACCACAAUCACCUCUGAGCCCAUCACUGACAUCAGAGUGCCGGCAGGAAUCCGCAUCCGGGUCAACAAUGACAAACACCAGAUGGUUCCAUCCACGGUGGAUCUGAUGAUGCAUCGCUGUCACACGUUUCUGAAUCAGGAGUUCAAAUACGACCUGAUCAACUUCAACAGCGAGCAUUUCGCCACGUUUGUUCGCUAUGGCCGGGCAGUGUGCACCCAGGUUGGUUUUGGUAACAGCUCAUCACCUGCUACUGACAAACAGUCACAUGGAUAA
Dunckerocampus dactyliophorus (ringed pipefish) is the source of this 368-nucleotide messenger RNA. RefSeq names its product phospholipase A and acyltransferase 4-like. Bases 21 to 368 code for a protein of 115 amino acids. Gene Ontology annotation, cellular component: cytoplasm. The transcript has 2 exons. Lineage: Eukaryota; Metazoa; Chordata; Actinopteri; Syngnathiformes; Syngnathidae. Gene Ontology annotation, molecular function: A2-type glycerophospholipase activity; glycerophospholipid phospholipase A1 activity. The record is from RefSeq and is a predicted model, not a curated record. Gene Ontology annotation, biological process: N-acylphosphatidylethanolamine metabolic process.